UUGAAAAUGCAUGGUCCGUCAAGGCACCCUUUAAAAUGGUGGACAGUCCCGAGGCACCCUUUCAAAUUCUGGACAGUCCCGAGGCACCCUUUAAAAUGAUGGACAGUCCCGAGGCACCCUUUAAAAUGAUAGACAGUCCCGAGGCACCCUUUAAAAAUCUGGACAAUCCCGAGGCACCCUUUAAAAUGAUGGACAGUCCCGAGGCACCCUUUAAAAUGAUGGACAGUCCCGAGGCACCCUUUCAAAUUCUGGACAGUCCCGAGGCACCCUUUAAAAUGAUAGACAGUCCCGAGGAACCCUUUAAAAAUCUGGACAAUCCCGAGGCAUCCUUUAAAAUUCUGGACAGUCCACCCUUUAAAAUGAGGACAGGCACCCUUUAAAAUGAUGGACAGUCCCGAGGGCACCCUUUAAAAUAUGGACAGUCCCGAGGCAACCCUUUAAAAUGAUGGACAGUCCCGGCACCCUUUAAAAUGGACAGUCC
Molecule: messenger RNA, 481 nt
Organism: Staurois parvus
Lineage: Eukaryota; Metazoa; Chordata; Amphibia; Anura; Ranidae
Source: the annotation of a GenBank genome assembly